Molecule: messenger RNA, 1644 nt
Organism: Rhipicephalus sanguineus (brown dog tick)
Lineage: Eukaryota; Metazoa; Arthropoda; Arachnida; Ixodida; Ixodidae
Exons: 3
Coding region: 1-1644 (547 amino acids)
Source: RefSeq, a predicted model, not a curated record
AUGUGUAGCCAGGUGAACAACACCUCUACCACUCGUUACAUGUGGAGCCUGCUCCGACAUCUCCUGGACCCAGCUGGAGGCAAGCUCCAGGCGCGCCAGCACCUUAAGCGAAUAUUCCACCAGUAUCCUGGCAUCCCAGAUGAGCUCAAAACUAUUUCACACCUACAUACGGCCCUAACCGGCAACCAGCCUCCCCUUUUAUCUGGGCAAAACAACCCUGACCUAGACCCUCUAAUCAAAUUAGCGGAAAUCCGAGCAGAACUCUAUUACCUUAAGACCAAAUCAGCGGCCGAACCCGACCACAUUUCUUUCUCAAUGCUUAGGAAUGUAGAUGACGCCUCCAUUCACGCCCUCGUCGACUACCUUCAAGAAUGCUGGGCCUGCUGUAGCAUUCCGCAGGAACUGAAGUGCGCCAAAGUAGUGUUCAUUAUCAAGCCGGGAAAACCACCCACGUUGGCCAACCUUCGGCCCGUCUCUAUCGCUUCCUGUGUUGGGAUGCUUAUGGAACGCUUUAUCGAGACCAGACCCCUUCGCUACCUCGGUGACAACCACCUUCUAGCAGACGCAAUGUUCGGCUUUCGCCCCCAUCUGGCAGCCCCGGACAUUAUGCUUCACCGUCACCAGGUCGUCAUGAGCGGUACGCUAGACAAGAAAGUCAUCGUUGGUCUCGUUGUUGCCGAGGUUUUCGACAACGUACUCCACGAAUCCAUUCUUCAAAAACUCCAGACCCUUGGAGACGGACAUCGCACAUAUGCCUACGUGGGAGACUUUCUCACCGACCGCAAAAUACAGCUCAGCGACGGCACCGCACAUUCCUGCAGAAUCUCUCCUGACAACCGUGGCACACCGCAAGGCUUCGUUCUAUCGCCAGUGCUGUUCGACGUUGCACUGAUAGGGAUACCUAAGCUUCUCGCUGACACGCACAACUUACGCCACAGCCUGUAUGCUGACGAUCUCACUCUUUGGAUCACAGAGGGCAGUGACGGCCAGAUCGAAGAGGCCCUCCAGACUGCCAUCGAUCGGCUAGGAAGAUAUCACGAUACAGCUGACCUUAGCUGUUCGGCAACUAAGUCAGAGUACAUAAUCAUCCCGUCCCUAGGACUGCGCCACCUAAGGUACUUCCUGAGGUCAACCUUCAGGUACAAGGCAACUCAACCCCUCUCACAGAUCGCAUCAAGAUUCUUGGCCUACACCUACAGGCAAAUGGCAGCAAGAGUAUUUCGCUCCAACGCAUCGACCAGUCAUCGCAAGCGUGUGGCCCUCGGUAUCACCAACACAGUGAGCAAGCUGAUAAAAGCUACCAUCACCGAGCAAUAUGAGCGGCUGUCACUCACACACGCUGGCCUAGCAAUACUGCAGCAAGCUGGAAUCUCACCAACCAGGGCAGCCCGCAUCUACGCUGACCUCACACCGGAAUGUCGUGGAAGUCUCCACAUCCCUCUCGUUCUCAAACAGAUGGAUCUGGAUGACCACGCCCAAGAGUGGCUCAGCGGAAACGCCCAGGUGCACACACUCGCCCGAGACCUUAGCUGCCAAGCCGAGUGUAGGAUCGACCGUGUUGCUUCCUCUGGCGCAAGCAUGUCGCACGAUUCUCUAGUAACCACCUAUACGGGCAUCCUCCAGCACUACCGACUCGGGAGAUGA